This is a messenger RNA of Sinocyclocheilus anshuiensis, 4183 nucleotides long. RefSeq names its product zinc finger, RAN-binding domain containing 1b (gene zranb1b). The record is from RefSeq and is a predicted model, not a curated record. The transcript is spliced from 11 exons. Lineage: Eukaryota; Metazoa; Chordata; Actinopteri; Cypriniformes; Cyprinidae. Bases 879 to 3014 code for a protein of 711 amino acids. Gene Ontology annotation, molecular function: K63-linked polyubiquitin modification-dependent protein binding; cysteine-type deubiquitinase activity. Gene Ontology annotation, biological process: cell migration; cytoskeleton organization; protein K29-linked deubiquitination. Gene Ontology annotation, cellular component: nucleus; cytoplasm.
GAUAUUCUUAGAGCCAACAUGGCGGACCGAGAGCUACGGUUUCCUGAUUGUUAUUGCUUGUGAAGGAAGUAUGCCAUGAAGCCCUUUAACGAAAGAAAUGCGCCCUCAUUGGUUUCCACGGUGUUUACGGAGCGAGAGCCAAUCAUAUGUGCCCGCUGAUCCAGGUGAUAUCCCUCCUACCAGUAUCUCCGGAGUAGGUUUAUUUUGGUUUACCCCCCGCUCCAGUGCCGCCGCCAUUAGAGCCAGUCACAUCGGCAACAGAAAUGGGAAUUCCGGUGUUUAAAACCCUCUAAAACCCGCUUUGAUCCGAAGAUCGCGGUGGUGCUUGGGGUUUCAGAGGAAGGGGGAGAAAUAACAUGGGAGUUCGGCCGCAGAAUCGCUCUGCUGUUGCGGUAGAUUUUCGGUGCUGAGCUGGAUUUGGACCCGGAUCGGAUUGGGUUUCGGUAGGACAGACGUUCGGUUUGCAGAAGGGCGAACUCGGGAACGGUAGUGUUUGCAAACUGAAGUGUGGAGGGCAAAGACAGUGCAGAUACAAACCGGAGCACUUUUAUGGUGUUGUUGUAGUUCGGGUAAAAUCGACACCUUGGUGUGGAAUUCCGAAGCGAGCCGAGAGUGUUUACAGUGUAUCAGCGCAGAGUUUGUGCUGGAUACAUUUGAACUUUCUACACUGUAGCGGCGGAAAUGCUUCUACACAUUCCAUUUCCAGCGCCCGUUAUAGAAAAACUCCCUCCCCUCACCGUUAAAGCCAGGUUUCCAGUCGUGUAAGAAGAGGAGAAACUGGAGGUGCUGUGAGCGUGAGCGAGUGAAAGUAGGUGAAGAACGGAGGACCGGCGGGAGGGAGGGGGGGCCAUCAGCUGCGGUGACCGGCGUGAGCGAGGAUGACAGAUUUUGGCUUGAAGUGGAGCUGCGAGUACUGCACCUACGAAAACUGGCCGUCCGCCAUCAAAUGCACCAUGUGUCGGGCCCAAAGGCACAACGCGCCCAUCAUCACCGAGGAACCCUUCAAGAGCAGCUCCAGCCUGGACCCGCAACUGUGCACCACCCAGCUCAUCUGCCCUGACUCUAGCGCCAGGCCUCGGGUCCGGCUCGCCGAUGAGUUGCCAGAGACCAGCAGCAAAUGGUCCUGUCACAUGUGCACCUAUCUGAACUGGCCCCGCGCAAUCCGCUGCACGCAGUGCCUCAGUCAGAGGCAGCAGGGCUCCCAACACGGCCCGCUCAGUCCGUCUGAAGCCCCACAGACAUCGGACUCAGGGUCCAGACCAUCCCCGGUCACCUCGGACCCAUGCGAGGAGUAUAACGACCGGAAUCGGCUCAACAUGCACGCGCAGCGAUGGCCGUGCUCGGCUUGCACCUAUGAGAACUGGCCAAAGAGUUUGAGGUGUGUGGUUUGCGACCACCCUAAACCCAGCAGUUCGCCCGAGGCGCCUCAGCAGGAUUCGGAGGCAGAGAGUGCCAUGUCCCUGUCGAUAGUGAACGAGCAGGAAUGGGAUAACCUAAGAACAGAGGGGGGAGGGGGGGUGAGCAGGGGCAGGCAGAGGAAACUCUCUCCACCUACAUGUAAAGGACAGGCGGAGGUGAAGAUCGAGCUGGCGUCGGGAGCGGUGGGCAGCGAUAACGAGCAGGAGGCGGACUUUAAAAAACUCAAACAGAUCCGGAACAGGAUGCGGAGAAGCGCCUGGCUCUUCCUGAACGCCUGCGCUGGUGUUGUGGAGGGGGAUCUGGCCGCUGUGGAGGCGUACAAGUCAUCCGGUGGUGAUAUCGCACGUCAGCUGACCGCAGACGAGGUGCGAAUUCUCAACCGUCCAUCCGCGUUUGACGCUGGUUUUACUUUGGUGCAUCUGGCCAUCCGCUUCCAAAGACAGGACAUGCUCGCGGUGCUGCUCACGGAGGUGUCUCAGCAGACGGCGAAGUGUAUACCGGCUCUGGUGUGUCCUGAGUUAACAGAACAGAUCCGCAGAGAGGUGGCAGCAGCACUUCACAGGCGUAAAGGAGAGUUUCCCUGUUACUUCUUCACUGACCUCGUCACCUUCACAUUACCAGCAGAUAUUGAAGACCUUCCCCCAAAUGUUCAAGAAAAACUGUUCGAUGAGGUCCUGGAUCGAGAUGUACAAAAAGAGCUGGAAGAGGAGUCUCCCAUCAUUAACUGGUCUCUGGAGCUGGGCACGCGUCUGGACAGCCGGCUGUAUGCUCUGUGGAACCGAACCGCUGGAGAUUGCCUACUGGAUUCAGUGUUACAAGCCACGUGGGGAAUUUACGACAAAGACUCUGUCCUGAGAAAAAGCCUCAACGACAGCUUACACGACUGCUCUCACUGGUUCUACACUCGCUGGAAAGAGUGGGAGUCCUGGUAUUCCCAGAGCUUUGGUUUGCAUUUCUCUCUGCGGGAGGAGCAGUGGCAGGAGGACUGGGCGUUUAUAUUGUCAUUAGCUAGUCAGCCGGGUGCGAGUUUAGAGCAGACACACGUGUUUGUCUUGGCACACAUCCUUCGGAGGCCUAUCAUAGUGUACGGUGUGAAAUAUUACAAGAGCUUCAGAGGAGAGACGCUGGGAUAUACACGCUUUCAGGGUGUAUACCUGCCUCUAUUAUGGGAGCAGAGUUUCUGCUGGAAGAGCCCUAUCGCCCUGGGUUACACGCGUGGACACUUUUCCGCCUUGGUUGCCAUGGAGAACGAUGGCUACGAUAAUCGAGGCGCGGGCGCCAACUUGAACACAGACGAUGAUGUCACUGUCACUUUCCUGCCGCUGGUUGACAGCGAACGAAAGCUGUUGCAUAUUCACUUUCUGUCAGCACAAGAGAUGGGGACGGAGGAGCAGCAGGAGCGGAUGCUGAGGCAGUGGAUGGACUGCUGUGUUACGGAGGGCGGGGUUUUGGUGGCCAUGCAGAAGAGCUCCAGGAGGCGGAACCACCCACUUGUCACUCAGAUGGUGGAGACGUGGCUGGACGGUUACCGGCAGCUUGCUGCUUGUCCAACUCUGUCUGACGGAGAGGAGGAAGAGGAGGACGAAGAUGAGUGAAGAACAGUCGGCGUCACUUGACACUACAACACGACCCUCUUGCGUUCCCCAACAUACGGAAACACACAAACACACACCUCUAACCCCGACCGAACGACAAACCCAAGCUUUCCUUUUUGGUUUUUGUCCCUAAUACGACAAAUAAUUUGGGUUUGUUGCAAAAUAAAGGAAUGCAAUCAUGAUUGUAUUUGUCUUUACAGAGUAUGUUCUUUGCUUUCGUUUGUGUUUUGGUUUUAAUUUGCUGGUGCAAUGCUUGUAGUGAUUUAAGAAAAAGAGGAGGAAGGAACAGGAAAGAAAAAGAGAUUUAAAUAGGUAAAAUGCAGCAAUUUAAGCACCCUUUUUAAAAUGUCUGACGCAGAUGUCUAUUUCUAUUUGUGUAGCGUGACUCUAGACUAAGAUUACUAAAACAUAAUUCACUACACGUUUGAAAAUGAGCAUUAUCUAUGAAUCACACGUAUGACUGUCACAAUUGUUUGUUUUUUUAAAUAAAGCUGUCGUUUCUCACCUGAUUGUUACGAGGAGAACGCAAGUGGAUAUUUUAACUCGAUUUCUAACAGAUUUUCUGUAUUUAUCUGAAUAAUAGUGUGUGAGCCAUAGAAAUGAAUGCUUUUCCACUCACAUUGUUGUCUCUCGUCGUCCCAUCUUUGAACUGCACUACAAACGUGAACGCUGCAAAGAAAAAGAGGCAUGUGUCAGUUUACUGUGUCCGUUGGAUGCCGUUUUUGAAAGGGAACAUUAUUUCAGCUCUUCUUUCAAUGUGGUCCCUUCACUCUUUCAGUUGUGUAUUUGUGUGUGUCUGUUGUUUUUUGUGAAAUGUCUGGCCACAGAUUUUUCAGUGCACAUUUUUCCACUCAGUUUCCAAACCUUGAUGAAAAAGACUUGAUGUAGACCAAAGUGAACAUUACGAGAGAUCUGUGGAGUGUUUUUGCAGUGCUAAUAUAAACCCCCCCCCCACCCCCAUUCCCAUCUCAUCACCUCCUGUGAUUUUUAUGUCUGGUCCUUCUCACAUCUCACAUCCUCAUGUUUUAUUUUCUAUUUUAAAUUAUGUGAUAGUUCUGCUACACUAUGGUAUAUUUGAUAUAUAAGGUGGAGACCAAACUUGGUGAUAUUGAAGACCUAAGUGUUUUGAAUGUCCAACUAUGAAACUAUUAUAAAACUUCGAAACAAAA